UUCCUUCGGUAUACCUAAGCGUGUAUGUAACCAUCAGAUCAAAAUCAAAAGGCAAUCGUUCGUUCCCAAACAAAUCCGAGGAAACCCUAGACACAGUCUCAACACCCAUCGUUUUUUCGCCGCCGCCGCCGGCCCACUGCAUCCCCGCGCCACAACCACGACGCCACCUUCGUCUUCCAACCAUACCCCGUUGCUCAGCACUUAGCUUAUACGGCUUUCCAGUGACCUAUUUGUAUCCCACUUCCAAUUCAAAAGCCUUUAGGAUCGAAGUUUCUGCAGGAUGAGUGCUGUUCAAGCACUCGUUCCCGGAAUCGAAGAAGUAAAGCCCAAAAUUCUAGCGAAGGAUGCAAUCCUUAAGGAAAAAGAGAACGAUUCGUUGGCCAUGGGAGCUGAUCAUCUUUUAGGCGCGAAUAACCGCGGCUAUGGCUUCCAUGCUGAUUCUAUUAGGGCACCAACAGCAAAGGAUCAGGAGGUGGAUGUAAUCGGAUGCGAGGAAGGGACUUCGACGCCUAUCGUGAAAGCUGAAGUUCCGGAUGCCGACGCUACCGAGCACUCGAGCUCCUUUGGGGACUCGUUUUCCGGCUCAAAUGAGGAGGUGAAGAUUAGCACCGGUGAUGUGGAGGUGGAGUCGCCGUUAAGUAUGGAGAAUGGGCAUCAGCAUGCCUUCGAAGGACCUGUCCGGCUUUUCAAGAAGAAGAAAGUUACUGCCCAUUGGAGAAAGUUCAUUAGUCCUCUAAUGUGGAGGUGCCAAUGGCUAGAACUUCGGAUGAAAGAACUGCAAUCACAAGCUCUAAGAUACGAUAAAGAACUCGCGGCAUACACACACGAAAAGGAACUACAAUUAAAAAUGAUCGAUCUCGAUUAUUCAGUUUCAAAAACUGUUCCUUUAAGCUCUAAAAACCACAGAAAACCAGCGAUGAAGAGAAGAAAAAGGAAGAGAAAUGAGGAUAGUAUUAAUAUAUUGUCGUAUAUGUCGAACCACAAUAUAUUCUCAUACUAUGAGAAAAAGAGAGGCGACACAGAUGGCCACUCAGUUGAUAACGACCUCUCCGAUCAUGCGAACGACAUCACACGAGGCGGCGACGAUCACUUAUGGGCUCUAGACUUCAGGGACGGCGAUGGCGAUCGCUUGCUCGAGCAAGUCCUUAUGAAUAUUGAAGCUCUCCAGUCUCGAGUUUUGAGGGUAAAGGCUCGUCUCAACCAGAUAAUGAGCACGAAUGUCAGAGAUGCGCAAAGCCCGAGUUGUUCACUCGGCAAUAUCGGAAAACAAAUCCCUGCUGGAGUUUCGAACACCUCCCCCCGCCACGGUUCUGAGUAUGAGAUGGACGAUAUGGUUUUGCCUGGCAGCGCAGUCUCGAGCUUUGGAGAUGCUCCAGAUCUCGAUAUUAUUGAGAGUACAAUGGGCUUCUUGUCUGGUGCUGAUGUGCCUUUGGAUCCAAAUCAGUUGGUGGACUUCUGCAAAGAUAAUGCAGAUGAUGUACUGAUAAACAAUCAUGCGGCGGACGAAGAACUCCAUGAAUUUGGAGUCAGCCAUGCGCGAGAGAAGCUGCGCAGAGAAGCAGCUACAUGCAAAGAACCAGAUUCCGAUGAUGAGAGCACUGCCCCCUACCCCUCCCCUGCCUCCAUGGCUACCGAAUCUGCAUAUCAAAGCCAUGGAGGCGACGGUGUUAAUGCUCCUCAGCAGCUUGUCGGCUACACAGGGAGGAGGAGAGGUCGCCGACCAAAGCGACGGCGGCGCGGGGGCUCUGUGGCUGGGUGGAAGACUGGAAGGCCUCCGAAGAAAAGAAAAUUUUGAGUGUGGAUCAUGGAAGAGCACCCACAACCGCAAGGAAACACCAAUGCUCCCGUGUCUGCAGACAGAGCACGAUGUGCCCUUGCCCAUAUGGGCACGCUGGCAUCAAUGUUUGCAGUGCUCCCAAACAGCAUUUCGGGCACCUAUGAUCCCGAUUCCAAGGACCGACGCUCCCAUGCUCAGAAAUGGCGCGAGCGCACCAAGUGCGGUUUACUCUCUCGUUUCAAAAUCCUCCAUGUGAACAAUGAAGUAGACAAUAUCUUGUGUGCGGUGUCACAACAGGUGUCUUGUGAAGAUGAAAAGGCUCGGGGAGGAUUUCAGCGAGUGUUUUUUUAUUGUGAGGUCAAGAGGAAUGUUUGGAGUAAAUUCAUAGAAGUCUCAUUGCUUGUAGAGAAGAGAUCCAAUUGAAUAUUUAUGUACAUUUCUAGUCCUUCAUAAUGAAAAUUUCUUGGUGGUGUAGCUCUGCAGGUUUCUUGUUCUCGGGCU
This is a messenger RNA of Phalaenopsis equestris, 2278 nucleotides long. RefSeq lists its product as uncharacterized. The record is from RefSeq and is a predicted model, not a curated record. The coding region runs from base 281 to 1795 and encodes 504 amino acids. NCBI's taxonomy places the organism in Eukaryota, Viridiplantae, Streptophyta, Magnoliopsida, Asparagales, Orchidaceae. The transcript is spliced from 6 exons.